Zea mays is the source of this 1582-nucleotide messenger RNA. RefSeq lists its product as uncharacterized. Gene Ontology annotation, molecular function: hydrolase activity, acting on ester bonds. Bases 273 to 1376 code for a protein of 367 amino acids. Lineage: Eukaryota; Viridiplantae; Streptophyta; Magnoliopsida; Poales; Poaceae. The transcript is spliced from 3 exons. The record is from RefSeq and is a predicted model, not a curated record.
CCCAGCAUCAAGCCGUCUAGCUAGGUGAUCCAGCGCUGCGGUUCUUCGAGCCAACAAGACCCAAAGCGACGACUCGACGCAACAGACACGUCGCUUGUGAUUGUCCCCUGCUCUGCAGUCUUCUAGCUGUCGCCACAGUUCCCUUCCCAGUUCCCACCAGUUCACCACUUCACCUCCAUUUAUUGUGCCAAGAAACCAGCGCAUGCGCACCCUUCAAAACGACACCCGCUCGCCGUCAGUUGCUUCGCACACUAACCGAAGUCCCAAUCCCAAUGGCGCCAACCUGCCGUCCUCGGCCGGAUGCGGCGCUCCUGCUGCUGCUGCUGACGGCGAGUAGCGUCGGCGUCGCACGGGCGGCGCCGCGGGUGCCGGCGGUGAUCGUGUUCGGGGACUCGACGGUGGACACGGGCAACAACAACCAGAUCCCCACCCCGCUGCGCGCCGACUUCCCGCCCUACGGUCGCGACAUGCCGGGCGGGCCGCGCGCCACCGGCCGGUUCGGCAACGGGCGGCUGCCCCCGGACCUCAUCUCCGAGGCGCUCGGCCUGCCGCCGCUGGUGCCGGCCUACCUCGACCCGGCCUACGGCAUCGACGACUUCGCGCGCGGCGUCUGCUUCGCGUCCGCGGGCACCGGCAUCGACAACGCCACCGCCGGAGUCUUGUCAGUGAUCCCGCUGUGGAAGGAGGUGGAGUACUACGAGGAGUUCCAGCGGCGGCUGCGCGCGCGCGUGGGCCGGUCCCGCGCCGCCGCCAUCGUCCGCGGCGCGCUCCACGUGGUGAGCAUCGGCACCAACGACUUCCUGGAGAACUACUUCCUGCUGGCCACGGGGCGGUUCGCGCAGUUCACGGUGCCCGAGUUCGAGGACUUCCUGGUGGCCGGCGCGCGCGCGUUCCUGGCGCGGAUCCACCGCCUCGGCGCGCGCAGGGUCACCUUCGCGGGGCUGGCCGCCAUCGGCUGCCUGCCGCUGGAGCGCACCACCAACGCGUUCCGCGGCGGCGGCUGCGUCGAGGAGUAUAACGACGUGGCCAGGAGCUACAACGCCAAGCUGGAGGCCAUGGUGCGUGGCCUCAGGGACGAGUUCCCCAAGCUCAGCCUCGUCUACAUCUCCGUCUACGACAGCUUCCUCGACCUCAUCACGAACCCAGACAAGUUUGACACGUCGCCAUCAUGCAAUGCAGGGCUGGAGAACGUGGAGGAGGGGUGCUGCGCGACAGGCAAGUUCGAGAUGGGCUUGAUGUGCAACGAGGACUCGCCGCUCACCUGCGACGACGCCAGCAAGUACCUCUUCUGGGACGCCUUCCACCCCACGGAGAAAGUGAACCGCCUCAUGGCCAACCACACGCUCCAAGUGUGCUACCAAGAGGGCGUCCUGUAACGUAGUAGUAGUAUUCAAAGUUAUCGAAGGAAUUAAAAGAAAAAAAUGAAAGCACACAAAGGUUUGUCGUAAUCACAGAAAAUGUACUACACUUGUGAUUUGAAUGUACGUGUCCUGUAACGACGACGUGUGUACAUUGAAAUUAGAGAGACGGCAUCGCAUCUAUCGAUUCCAUCGUUAUUCAUCUUGCUAAAAUGCUAAACUGG